Messenger RNA from Macadamia integrifolia, 906 nucleotides. Its product is annotated as dnAJ-like protein slr0093. The transcript is spliced from 6 exons. NCBI's taxonomy places the organism in Eukaryota, Viridiplantae, Streptophyta, Magnoliopsida, Proteales, Proteaceae. Gene Ontology annotation, cellular component: cytoplasm; nucleus. Bases 264 to 632 code for a protein of 122 amino acids. The record is from RefSeq and is a predicted model, not a curated record.
UCCUGCCAUCCUCCAAAUAGUGGUGGGCCUGUGGCAGUGUAUCUCUCUCUCUCUCUCCGCCAAAAAUUCGAGGGAAUCCUACCUCAGAAUCACCAAUUUCGUUCUCUUCCAGAGAUUUUUCUCAGUGCCCACAAUUUAUCUUCUUGAGCUUUAGAUUCUUCGUUGUUCGCUUUUAAUCUCCCAAGGAAGGUGUUUAUCAAUGAAGUAUGUAGUUGGAAGUUUCUUUGCGGAGAACCCUCUCUACUCACAACGAAUUAUAGCACAUGGACAGAAAGGAUGAACCCCACAAGGAUUACUACAAAGUUUUGGAGGUUGAUUAUGACGCAACAGAAGAGAAAAUCAAAUUAAAUUAUCGAAGGCUUGCAUUGAAGUGGCAUCCUGACAAACACAAGGGCAACAGUGCUGUCACUGCAAAGUUCCAAGAGAUCAAUGAAGCUUAUAAAGUAUUGAGUGAUCCAGCUAAACGACUUGAUUAUGAUUUGUUGGGAAACUAUGAGAUUGACAAAUACACUUUGCGGGAAUAUCUUGCACGAUUCAAAGGAAUGAUACUCACUUGCAACGGGCUUGGUAUACCCCAUACUUCAAUAUGGUCACAACAGCUGAUGGAAACAAAUGAGUAUGUGGAUGAAUAGCAUAAGGAGAUUGAUAUACAUUUUGAGUUCAUUACAAUUUAGAGAGCUUCCAAACCAGUGGAUGUGUGCAUGUCUGAUGGAAUAUGAUUAUCUCAGCUCAAAACCAUUGCAACAUUGGAGUUGGUUGAGAAUGUACUUUUCAGUCUGUAAUGUUGAACGAUGAACUCCAUUCUGGAUGUAUCUUAACUUUCUUUUGAUAUGAUACACAUAUCUGCCUCUUUAGGGUUAAAGCUAAAGGGAUAGAUGCAAUGGUGGAUUUCAAACUUAGGACAAA